Molecule: messenger RNA, 1066 nt
Organism: Acanthoscelides obtectus
Lineage: Eukaryota; Metazoa; Arthropoda; Insecta; Coleoptera; Chrysomelidae
Source: the annotation of a GenBank genome assembly
AUGAAGACACCUCAUUUGUAUGAUCAUCGUGGGGUCCAAUCACUAAUGGACCACAAUUCCAAGAGGUCAUACAAUCCAGGUUUCUUCGAGACGGUCACUGAUAACUCCCAAACUCAUCGCAAGUGCGGGUUUGGAGAUUGUGCAACCGCUGGGCCAGACAACGUCCAGCUCAGUCGAGUUCCCCUGCCUCCUACAGGGGUUGAGGAAAGCGGGACUAAAUCGCGUUUCCUCUGCUUCAACGUGGGAUCUCCCAAACCGACGAGGAAGCAAUUUCUCCCUGGGCAAAAUGAAAUCUGCUCGUACGUCUUAAUUGGUGAUGAAGCAUUUGCUUUAAAACCAUACCUUAUGAGACCAUUUCCUUAUAAGCAGACUUUAACAGACAUCAGAAAAGAGAAAUACAAUGACGACUACCGUAAGAUCGUUCGCCUAUUCCGAGAGGAAGAAGUGCCCCAUCACUCUUUUCCUCUCCCUUCGGAACGGAACAUCCAUGCGGUGGUUCGAGGAGUUCCCGUCAACUUUUCGGGUACUGAGAUUAAGGGAGAACUGGAGCAGAGGGGAUAUAGCCCUCUUCACAUCAUUCGAUUGAAGCGCAGCGGCGGCGCGCCCAUGCCUUUGGUGGUCGUGAUACUGCCCAAGACUGAAAAGUCUCAGCAAGUGUUCAACGAACACGAACUGCUGGGACUGGCCAUUCGAGUUGAGUACAGCGACACAGAGACUUUCAAAAUAUACGUAGGAGUGGGGUUCGGACUAGUGUUAGCAAUUGUCCUGGGGAUUUUAUACUGGAACACCGCAUACGGAAGAAGGAACAUGAAAUACGGAACAACCUACGAAGGAUCCCUCAGAGAUAGAGCCUGCAAAAGUCGAUUGAGACGUGCCACAGACGUUGAGAAAGCGCUUACCGAACCGCUGCUCAAGAAACCUAGAAUUCCGCCCGAUGUGCCACCCCCUGAUUUUUAGGACUACUUAUAUAAUUAAGUUUAUAAGAGCUACUCUGUGUGUGUACAUUUUUAUACGUAAUUAUACAUUGUUUUUACAUUGUGUUUAAUAUUUUCACAAGAAUAGAAUC